AUGGCACCGCGUCGCUCAGCUCGCCUGAGAGGCAACACCCCGGUCACAGAGGACCAGUUUCCCGCUGUGCCCACCACCACUCCCGCAAAACUCGCGCCUGUGGUUGAAAACAACGCGACACAAACCAAAGACAAUGCCGCCAAAACAAUCACCACCCCAAAGAGCCAGCCUUCGGUGAAAAAAUCCAUACUGUCGCCUAUUGAGAAACCAUCUAUGAAAACACCUUCAACGAUUGGUAGUGCGCGCCCACCUCGUGAAGAAAUGCACCCUAGCAAAGCACAGAAGAGCACAACUAAAAAGCUUGACUCUGGCCUUAUCCUUGGGUUUCAGCCGGUUCAACGCGACUCAAGCGGAAACGUCAUCAAAGAAACCUUGACUUCCAACACACCCUCGAAAGUCCUGUCAUCCCCUCCCAGCAACCUGGGUACUCCUUCCAAGUUCGGCUUUAAAUUUUCAAGCGACGAUGCCGAACUCAGCGAAGAUGCUAGAAAGUUGAUGGAGAGCGUUCGCGAGGAUGUAGCUAGAAUUAAGGCACAGAUGAUACUCGAUCGAGGCGAACAAAAGCGCAAGGCAGAAGCUGGGGAGCAGACACUCGAGGGAAGGAGAAUUGCCAAGCCCAAAGGCAAGGCAGGACGCUACAGCGAUGCUCACAUGGCAGAGUUCAAGAAGAUGGACUCUAUUGCUGGGCAUCCUUCCGCUUUCCGAGCAGAGUCAGCUCGCUUCACUCCUGUCACCAAAUCAUUGAAACGAAAGAACUCGAAGGCAUCGCUUGACGAGCCAGAGACCCAACCAUCACCUUCAAAGUCUCCUCUCAUUGAAGCCAAACGUGUGAAACGCACCGAAAUCAAGACGACUACCACUACUCGUCAGCUAGGAAACAUUGGUACCCCAUGCAAAAUGGCUAUUCCCCAACCGUCCAGAUCGACAUUCCGUAGCAGCUCUUUGAUGACUCCUACGAGAUCCUCGGCUGCCCGUUUUGCAUCGGCACGGCCUAUGAAGACUUCUAUGAUUCCUUCUCUGGCUGAUUCUUUAGUGUCUCGUCAGGCUCUACCCCAAACUCCAAAAACCGAGUUCAACCCUAGACUCAAAAAAUCGCUACCAAGUCUCGGAAAUUUAAAGUCAAUCUUGAGGCGUCGUCAGCCACUGUUUUCAGAUGACCCUGCAAAGAUAGCUGCAGGAACGCACAUUACAGCUCCGAAUUUCAAUCCUGACAUCAACUUGAAGGAUCUCCCAACAGCAAACUUCAGUGGUAUCGAACAGACACCAUCUCCUAAGAAGCGUGUGGAAUUCACAUCAAGCACAAAGUCUCGCCGUGAGUCAGUUCUUGCUACACCGACUGCAAUUGAGUUUCCACCUGAAGCUAUCGCUGCCUCCACGUCCGAUAUUGUGUAUCCGGUUCUUCCAGAAACAAUGACACCCGAAAAGGAAGUCAUCGACACGCCCACCAUCCGACGUGUUCGUGAAUCAAUUCCUGCUGCUCCUUAUAGUCCUCUUUCGACAAUUCCUGCUAUACCUCAUGGUAUUCCGAAUAAAGAGCGUAAGCAUGACAGCAAGAAAGAACAGGCUGUCAAUUUCUCCUCGCCAGCCCUCAAAACAGCUUUCUCGGUCCCUUCCGCAGCCAGUCCUUUCCCUCAAAUGCCGACAGUGCCACAUGGAAUCUCGAACGAAAAGCGCUCACGUGAGGAGCAUGGCAAGAAGCUAGAGGCUAAAUCGACUCCAAUUUUGAAGACGACGUCGUCACCUUUGAAGGCAAAGAGUCCAUCCGCUAGUUUACUCGCAAUGCCUCAUGGUAUCAAAAACAAGAAACGCCAGCGUGCAGACAUGAGCGAUGAUGAGGACACCGAGAACAUUCCACCUACUGCAAACUCUGUUGCUGAACGCAAUGCCAAACGUUUGAAAGUCAGCCCAAUGAAGUUGAAUCCAGUCAGUCCCAGCCCUAUCAAGAACCGCUCCAUCAUUACUCCUGGGCGCAUGACAGGCAACAAGGGCCGAGUUAGCACUCCGGGCACUGCAUCGAAGAAAGGCGUUCUUAGCUUGAGCCGCUUGAAUAUGCUGUCUAAGCCAAAGUUGCGUUCUUAG
This is a messenger RNA of Talaromyces amestolkiae, 2079 nucleotides long. RefSeq lists its product as uncharacterized. The transcript is spliced from 2 exons. Bases 1 to 2079 code for a protein of 692 amino acids. The record is from RefSeq and is a predicted model, not a curated record. Lineage: Eukaryota; Fungi; Ascomycota; Eurotiomycetes; Eurotiales; Trichocomaceae.